Molecule: messenger RNA, 315 nt
Organism: Fusarium vanettenii 77-13-4
Lineage: Eukaryota; Fungi; Ascomycota; Sordariomycetes; Hypocreales; Nectriaceae
Exons: 1
Coding region: 1-315 (104 amino acids)
Biological process (GO): translational initiation
Cellular component (GO): nucleus
Molecular function (GO): RNA binding; translation initiation factor activity
Source: RefSeq, a predicted model, not a curated record
AUGGGUCGUCCUAAGCGCAAUGUCCUCGCGGCUGCCGAGGAGUCAAUGACACCUCCAGACGUCCUCGGACCUGGUCAGUCCAUAGUUAGAGUUGUUAAGCCUGAAGGCAACAACCUUUACACCUGCGAGCUCCCAGACACAAAGCCCCUCAUUCUGGAGCUGGCACAGCGCUUCCGCAACACCAUCUGGAUCAAGCGCGGCGGUUUCGUCCUAGCGGAGCGAUAUCAGGAAAGCAGGGAGGAUACUCGGGCUAUGGGCGAGAUUGUCAAUGUUGUUCGCGACGAGAAGCUCUGGCGCAAGCAGGCUUAUUGGUGA